GGACUGGUGGCAGAUCCGGUCUGUGGAGAGACACCUCUAGGGUUUGUUUUCUGCUUAACAAAAUGGAUCGAUUUGGGAAGCACAGCAAGUCUGGAUUUGUCAGGACUCGGAUUCCUAGACCCCAGGUUGCAUUGCAGCCAAUCCAGUCUUCUGGCUAUGCAGAUGUUUGCAGCAUCAGAAAUUGCCCUUGCAAAAUGAGCCGCUUUGCUCGGAAAUGCUCCUUGGAGCCGCUGCAGUCUGAGCGUCGGCAUUCCAGGUCAGAUUCAGCAGGCAAUCUGUCAAUGGAUACUUUUUGGCUAGAGGUGGAAAGCAUCAAAGAGAGCACCGAAUCUGAGCCUGAAGAGUGCAGUUUUACAGACGUCAAACCCCAAGAAGAGGGGGAAGCGGAAGCCGAAUGGCUGCAAGAUGCUGGGCUGUCAGACUUGAUUGCCGACUGUGCCACAGAGAAUGGCAAUAUCGUCCUGCUUUCCACUUUGACCAAGACCCAAGCUGCGGCUGUGCAACGACGACUCGAUACUUACACCCGUUCUCGGCGAAAGAAGAACAAGCAGCCUGUCCGUGAUGUCCGAGACAUCUUUGGAGUGGUUGGUUCUGGGGAGACUGCACCAGAACUGGCCUCAGAAAUUGAUCGGUUGCAACACAGAUCUACGUCAUCCAACAACAAUCAGAAAUCAGAUACAACAGGAGUCCCAGACUUCCCAUCACCAUUGAGAGGCUCUGGACAAGAAGAAAUAUUCAGCACCGAAAUUGCUUAUUCGGAGCAAGCAGCUAUCCUACUCAAAGGCUCGUUCCCAAGGGAAUCCAGACGGAUCAAGGAUGAGAGUUCUUUAACUAAAUUUAAGAUCCCCAAGGGCAGGCUGGGAGUGACCAGGAUAGGAGAUUUGUCACCCCAGGAUAUGAAGAAGAUCCCCACGUUAGCAUUCAUCGAGCUAACUGCGCUUUGUGAUGUCCUAGGAUUAGAGCUGAAGAGAAACAAGGCAGUAAAAUGGAAGGCAACAGAGAACAGGCUCUUUGGAGUUCCACUUGCCACUCUGCUAGAAAAUGAUCAGAAACUCUUCCCAAAUACCAAAGUUCCAUUGAUUCUGCAAGCAUUGUUAUCAUGUUUGGAAAAGAAGGGACUGGACACAGAAGGAAUCCUGAGAGUCUCAGGAUCACAGACCCGCAUUAAGAGUCUGGAACGAAGGCUAGAAAGCACCUUCUAUUCUGGUAUUUUUCAAUGGGAUGAGGUCCAUCAGAAUGACGUGUCCGGCUUGCUGAAGAGGUUUAUUCGGGAACUUCCAGCUCCUUUGCUGACAGCAGAAUACUUGCCUGCCUUUGCAGCUGUUCAAAAUAUCCCAGACUUGAAACAGAGGUUGCAAGCUCUAAAUCUGCUUAUCCUGAUUUUACCGGAGCCAAACCGAAACACCCUAAAGGCUCUGUUGGAAUUCCUGAGGUUGGUGGCUUCCAGAGAGAAAAAGAACAAGAUGUCUCUUUGGAAUGUUUCCACGGUCAUCGCUCCAAACCUCUUCAUGCACAAAGGGCUGCGGAACAAGAUCCCAGAAGGGAAGGAAAAACAGCUGGCAGAAGGGGCAGCAGAUAUUGUGCGGAUGAUGAUUCACUAUCAGGAUUUGCUCUGGACUAUAUCGUCUUUCUUGGUCACCCAAGUACGGAAACUGAAUGAGAGCAGCAGCCGGAAGUACCAGUUCUAUGACAGGAGGAUCAAAAACCUGUUGAGGAAGAUUCACACGGACAAAGAAAAGACAGAAAAGAACCAUGCGGAACCGUCCAAAGUAGUGAAAGUCCAAGCUUCCCUGUUCCUGAAGGACUCUCUGGAGGUUCACUUAAACAAUGGCACCAAAGCAGCUGACGUUCUGCGGCAGUUCCAGAAGCACCUCUGCCAGAAUGGCUGGAGUAUUGUCAACACUGUCAACCUCAUCAAAUGCGGUGGAUCAGUAGAUUCAAUGAACUUGCUCCUGUACGAAGUUGGAGGCAAUAUAAAUGAGCAUUGUCUGGACCCAGAUACAUACCUGUUAGACCUGUAUCAUGUGAAUCCUCAUGCAGAAUGGAUUAUAAGGCAAAACCCAUCCUUUCCACGAAAACUCUAGGAGGCACAUUUGGAGAAAGGAAUCUAGCCAAACACUCUGUGGAACCCAGUGAUCAAGGAAAAUAUCAGGCUUAGUGUAUGCUGAAGAAAUUGUAAUAAAUCAGUCAAUUGAUUGAAUGGAAAAAGUACCUGUUCUUUUAAACUUCCAUAUCAGCUUGUAGGCAAUUCCAGAGAUCUUUAGGUUAGCAGAAUGUAUGUGGUAUUUAUAACUGUAAAAAUGGAUUUCCAAGAACAACUAGUAAACAGAAACACAUCCUUCAGGAAACUGAUGAGGAUCAUAUAACAGAUUUGAUUCAUUUACUGGAGAGACUUCAUAUCAGAUGAAGGAGAUAUCAGGCUCAUAGCCAUUUAACAGUUUGUAUUUUUAUUACAAAGUUACUUGCCUGCUUCCUGAAGGAAAAAGACCUGUAAGGAUGUAUGCUGUUGUACAUUUUCUGUUGUUUCUGGAAGGGUUUAGGUGACAAUAAAACUAUGCAGUGCAGGGAAACAAUUUUGGGAAUUUUGUGUUCAGAAUGCCGCUGUCCAGGUUAGUGGUGCUGAAGUAUCAAACACAACAAUAGAUGUGGAAUGUCAUCUUCUCUCAGAGAUUCUAAUAUUACUGUUCAAUGUAUAUGCAGUUUUGCCAUGACAUUAAAACAAAUCUACAUCAGUUUUGUACUUGGCCACACUAAGCCACCUCAGUAUUAUUCCUCUUUAGACUCUAGCUUGAAAUUGGAUUUUACAUCCUGUCUAGCAUUUUAGGUGAAUAUUUAACCUUUAUUUGCUUUCUACUUGUAAUGAAUUUUUUUCCUAAUGAAAUUCCAAGUAGAAGCAUUUUACAUCAUGCCCUUAAGUUUUUUAAUGCAUAAAAGCUAAUUUGUAAACACCUGAGCCAUAUGAUCUUAUUUUUCAUGUCUUUCAUAUUAUUUUGAUAUUGAAUUUUUUAAAGUGCUGUGUUUGUCAGAAUAUUUAUCAAAAACCUGUUUGCGCAGGUGGUCCAGAAAAUAUGAUGUGAAUGUUUAUUUGGAGGUUAAUGUCCUUUUCUCCAUUUCCUUACUUUUUAUGUCCUUUUAAAAAGCUAAAAUAAACAUCUUAAUGUGUAAAGCGUUUGUCAAAAGUGACAGUUCUAGGCGCUCUGUACUAAGCAUUCAGCAUCUGAAAUUUUGAGUCUGUUUUGCUUUUGAAUGGUCAGUAUGUGAUGCCUCCUUAAAUCUGUUAUGCUAACUACUUACAGAAAGGUGUGCCUACAAGCACUGCACCCUCUUCAAAAUAGAAUAUCAGCUAUGGAUUGCUGCUAAUGUCAGAAGAACAAAAUCAGUGUGCUGCUACUUUAAACGUAUUUAUAUACAUACACAUACUGCUGGAAGCAUGUUCUUUGGGUGGUGCAGGAUUUAGCACAGCCCAGUUAACAAAGGUUUCCAGACAGGGUAACUAAGCAUUAAUGCAAAUAUUCUAAUCCAUUCUUUAGGCUGUGAGAAAGAUUUUGCAUCUUCCAAGUAAGUUUUAGCAGAAUAGUUAAACACUCACUGAUACAGGCAACUGCAGUAUAGGGAAAUUGAAGAGCGGACAACUCAGGAAAAGGGGAUUGUCAAUUGGGGUUAAUGUUCUCACUAUUCACAUGAAACACUGGAUGCAUGCAUUAGAAGUCCAAAUGCCCCCUUAAAAAGGAAUUUUAGGAAUGAGUAACAGAAAGCUGAGCAGCACAGUGUGUUGUAAAACUCCACUGGCAGGAGUUAGGGGAUUGAAUACAGAUGGGUUUGAAGCAGGAAAGCAGGCAAAGGUGUGGAGAGGAAGUAACCAUUUUUCUGCCUUCCUUCUUGGCUCUCAGUUCUACCCAGGAAUGGAUAGAUACAGGGAUCCUGCAGCCAUUUAGAACACAAUAGAAAUGGCCUGUUGGUUGACCUAGGCUAAUAAUUUGCAGGAUUCUUGUAUCCAUUUGUUCUAAGGUAUGAUUUCUAAUGCAUGCACCUUUGUGUGUAAUCUGAACUGCCAAUUUAGUUGCCCAUGAAAUCCUAUCAAGAUUGUGUAGAUACAGCUCACUGUAGGCAUACCAAACAAAAGUAAUCUAUGCCAGUGCACUCAGUGCAACAAAAUCUGCAUUGAAGUUGCAACUUUGUGUGGAGCAUGAAGAUCAGCAUAGUGGAGGAAAUAUUUUGGCCCAGUAAGAAAGAAUGCACUCUGUGCCCUGACCAGAUAAUGAUGAAUAAAAUCUAAUAGGUUAGUACUAAUCAGAAGUGCAAGAUUCAGAGCAAAAUUAUGGGACAGUUCAUUGCUUCCUGAAGAAUGAGGACUACUUUGUCCUCAGAAUCUUUUUAAGAGGUUUGUAACCAUGUUCAGUCUGAACAAAGCAAUGGGAACAAAUGAAAAUGACUUCACUGAACAACCUGGAUGCUAACAAACCAACAGCAAAUGAACAUUGUGACAAUUGAUACAAGGGAAUCAAUAAAGGGACUAGAGUUAUAGUACUUGACAUAAAGGACUGUGUAACCUCAUGUCUGUUCAUAAUAUUGAUGUUCUUUGAAUGUGUUUCUCUUCAUGAGAGAAAUUUUGUUGCGAAGGUAAAGCAGGGAGGCACAAAAUGCAACACUAGCUCACUUGAGCUUUUUUAAAAAAAACAGCUUAUGUUAACAUUUUAAUGUGAUAUUUAAAACAGCACAUCAAUAAAGAACUAGACAUAUUUCCAAAA
Molecule: messenger RNA, 4748 nt
Organism: Sphaerodactylus townsendi
Lineage: Eukaryota; Metazoa; Chordata; Lepidosauria; Squamata; Sphaerodactylidae
Gene: ARHGAP40
Product: Rho GTPase activating protein 40
Exons: 15
Coding region: 63-2084 (673 amino acids)
Biological process (GO): signal transduction; regulation of small GTPase mediated signal transduction; regulation of actin filament polymerization
Cellular component (GO): cytoplasm
Molecular function (GO): GTPase activator activity
Source: RefSeq, a predicted model, not a curated record